Molecule: messenger RNA, 1486 nt
Organism: Eurytemora carolleeae
Lineage: Eukaryota; Metazoa; Arthropoda; Copepoda; Calanoida; Temoridae
Product: cell adhesion molecule 4
Exons: 15
Coding region: 14-1312 (432 amino acids)
Source: RefSeq, a predicted model, not a curated record
AUUUUUAAAAAAAAUGAAGCAUGAGUUUAGGUUGUUGCUAUGCGGUGUUCUACUCGCGUUAUCAGGGGAAGAAGUAUUUGGUAUUAAGAUCUUAAGCAUAAGUGAGAAACUCUUGGCUAAACCAGGUUCAGAUAUCAAGAUAUCCUGUGGAGGAGAUUCUCCAUUUACGUGGUGCUCCUGGAUACUUCCAUCCAAUGCAUCCUGUUCUGAUCUAGGAGUCGGUAGAAACCAACAGUGCAGGAGAGAACCAAAUUUGCGGUUUAAUGGAACUGACACAGAGUGCAAUGUUGUUCUCAAGAAUGUGAAGAGAGAACACAGUGGAACCUGGAUAUGCGGGAUGUACGAUUCAUCGACAAACGAAACUUCUUCUUUAAGCACAAUUCUUGAUGUUUUUGAGGAAGCUUCUUUAGACUUCAAAACACAAUACGGAAUUGUUACAGUUAUUGCAGGAAACCCGGUCUCUUUCCUCUGCGAAGCUGAUCAUUCCCGACCAGUAGGAAAGUUUAAAUGGCACUUUGGAUCUAACCCUGUAAAGAAUAGAAUCCUGAACACAGAAUCAUCUGUUUUGUUCCCACUAGAUGAACCAGGUCUGUAUAGAGUAGAGGAGAAGUUAGUGUUUACUCCGCAGCCUAAGCAUGAUGGAGAGAAAAUCCAUUGCUCCUAUUACCAGUACGGGAUGAAUAAAGAGGUGCUGUUCUCCUCCAUGGUUGAUAUUGAUCUGAGAGUAGAGUUUCUGAAUAUUCUACCUAGUCCUAGAUUACCUCCAGUUUAUACUGGAGAUACUCUUAAUAUCAGUGUAGAGGUUCACGGUUCUCCGGGUCCUUAUAUCCACUGGGAGAUCCUAGGCGAGAACACUCUUGUAAUAUCACAAGGGAACCCUGAGCAAAGUCAGAAAUAUAAUCUUCUUCCAACCCAACAGGUUGAUAAAAACAAGUAUAUUACAACGCUCAAAAUUCAAAAUAUUUCUGUUGAAGAUAUGGACAAAACCUUCAAAAUGGUCGUUAACUCCAGCAAGGUUGAACUAUCCGGAGAACAAGAGUUUAGAAUAACCGUUGAUAAACCUUGGCCCGAGGACGAGGAUGUCCCAUCACAGGCUGAUCCUAAGACUGCGAUAAUUCUUGUUAUUUCUUUGAUCAUUCUUCUCAUCUUAGCCAUCAUAAUCGGUUUAACAGUACUGUACGCGAAGAAGCAGGAAAAAUGGUGCUUCCAGAAUAAUACUCCGUACAUAUCACCGGAAAUCAAGGAACAGAGCCAGCCUCUGGCCUCAAGCGAGGUCAAGCAUCAUCCAUAUGGACGACCUUCUCCAAUAUAACAAUAACAAAACACCACUUUAUUAACAUAUUAAAAUGUAAUUCAAAUUCCAUAUAUAGAUACAACCGCACUAUGGUUCGUAGUCAAAUAUAAGCGUAGUUAAGGAUUUCCGGGGGGGGGGGGUUAACUACCAUCUAUUCCCUCCCCCUAACUACGCACAUGAAAACAGUGUAAA